UUCAGUUUCAUUCACGGCUUACGCAUCGACUUGACUUUCUUUCGGGAAAUCAGAAAUGUUCAAAGAAAAUCUCGUGUUAUUGAAAAUAUGACUCACAUAUCAAAUUUCGCGGUAGAUAUUACAUGUAUUGGACGUGAUAACAGAAGAUAAAAGUAGUAUUUUUUGCUGAUAAUACAGUAUUUAUUAUUGUCAAAGGUGUUAUGGAAAGUCUUAGUCAUGAAAUGCUUUUUUGUGAUUAUUGUUGUGUGUGUCUCGCUAAGUGAAAGUGUAUCUUUAAAUCCAGAAAGGGCAGAUUCCUCGAUUGUUUCUAAGGGAAACGCGACAUCAGAGCAGAAAGUAUGGAACAUAAAACUUGACAUAUAUUUUUCAAAAACACUUCCGAGCUUGAUAAAAAAGGUCCACGGGGAGGACAUGCGGCUGCGAUGCGAGGCGGCUAUGAACUUCACUCGCGUGGAGAAAACCACCAAGAACAAGGAAGGCGUGGAGACGUCGCAAGCAGAAGUACCGCCCGACCAUAUCCUGCAGACGCUCAUGAAAAACGUCAAAAUGUACUGGCUUAAAGAUACUAAAGUUAUCACCAACACUACUAGAUUAAAAAUUCUCAAUAGAAUGGACAAGAAAAACGGGACUUUAGGCACUCAUUUGAGGAUCAAAGACAUAGAUGACAGUGAUGAAGCCAACUACACCUGUGUCAUCAGGCAGAGUUACGAAAAGAAACAGACAACGACGCUAAAAGUACUAAAAGAUGAUGAAAAUGAUGAACUCCCGAAGUACACAUCAUUUCUACCUAGUGCAGAAGUAAACAACCAACUGGAGAUGCUUAUUAAAACAACCCCCGAUGUACUGUCUGAGGACAUCCGUUCACAGCAUGCAAGUGUCACUCCAGCCCCAAACACCACCAUCACCAGGAAACUGGAGCCAAUCUGUCAAGAGUAUGUAGGCAAUGUGUGCGCCGCACACCUCAAGGGUCAUUUUGUGUACAUUCCUUACAACACAACUCAGCUGGCAGUAGAGGACAAGCUGUUGAAAGCCCUGCAAGUCACAAAGUACUCAAAUGACAUUAGUUCCAACUGUGAGGGCUUUGCCUUGCCUAGUUUGUGUUAUUCAACAUUCCCUAUUUGCCGGAAUCCAAUUAUUACAAAUGAAAACUUCUUUAGAGAAGCCAAAGAAGUAUUUACACAACCUGAUACAGCUAACAAAGCUCAAGAUACCCCAUGGGUGGUCUUUGAUAACUCACCUGUAGGGCUCAUACCACAGUUCAACAGGAAUCUUACGGCACAGUCAUUUGAUUAUCGUUACAAUUCCACAGUAUUAAAGCGCGUCUGCAAACAGGAUUGUGAAAUAUUAGAGAAUGAGUUGUGUCAGACUGAGUAUGCUAUAGCCAAAAGACAUCCACAUAUUGGUCAGCAGCUCACCUUGGAAGAAUGCCAGAGCUUGCCAGAAAAUGACUCGGAAUGCCUCAAAAUUGGUAUUGGUGACCUUAUGGUGUCAGAUGAUGAAUGCUAUUGGGAGUAUGGCCAGGGCUAUCUAGGAAAGGUGAAUACAGCUGGUAACGGUAUGGCAUGCAUAGAAUGGUCCAAACAACUUAGGAUUAAGAUUUCAGAUUAUCCAGAACUGACUGGUUUGCACAGUUACUGUCGAAAUCCAGGAGGAAAGGAGCAUCAGCCCUGGUGCAUGGUGGACAACGAGGGGAGACUAGAGGUACAACACUGCGACAUUCCCAAAUGUGCAUUAAAAAUUUGGAUAUACAUUGUUGUAAUAUUUCUCUUGUUAACCUUAUCAAUCGUGAGCUUCAUUAUUUGCUUAUGUUACAAAAAUAAAAGCAAAAACAAUGCAGCCGCCAUAAGGGACAUCAAUUUGCCAAAUGCUGACAAGAAUAUUUAUGGCAAUUCUAGAUUAAAUUCUCCAAUAGAGAUGAGUGAAUUGUUGACAAAUCAGAAUAUUGCCAAUCAACCGCACCUAACCAGGAACACGAGGGGUAAUGGUAUUCUGAGGAUACCUCAGUAUUCUCUAUCACAAAUUAAAUUUUUAGAAGAAUUAGGAGAGGGGGCAUUUGGAAAAGUCUACAAAGGAGCCCUCAAGAAGAACGGUGAAACACAUUAUGUCGCUGUUAAAGCUCUAAAGGAAAAUGCUUCUGCUAAAACUCAAGCUGAUUUCAGAAGAGAAAUAGACUUAAUUUCAGAACUGACUCAUGAGAAUAUAGUAUGCAUAGUGGGAGUAGCUCUCAGUGAGGAGCCUCUGUGCAUGCUUUUUGAGUUUAUGGCUCGAGGGGAUCUGCACGAGUUCCUCAUGGGACGAGCACCUCCUUCAGGCAAAGGCCUGCCCCCCUUGAGGCUCCUUAGUAUUGCUUACAACAUUGCUUCCGGAAUGCAGUACUUGGCGUCCCAUCAUUAUGUCCACAGAGACUUGGCAGCAAGAAACUGCUUGGUGUCAGACGAUUUUGUGGUCAAGAUAUCUGACUUUGGGUUAUCAAGAGAUAUCUAUAGUUCAGAUUAUUACAGAGUGCAAUCAAAAAGUUUACUCCCAGUGAGAUGGAUGCCCCCUGAAUCCAUUCUCUACGGGAAAUUCACUACAGAGAGUGAUAUCUGGUCCUAUGGAGUUGUACUAUGGGAAAUUUACAGUUAUGGAUUACAGCCCUACUAUGGGUACAGCAACCAAGAGGUGAUAGCGAUGGUUCGCGGCGGCGAGCUGCUGGCAGCCCCUGCCGCGUGUCCCGCGCCAAUGUAUGCCCUCAUGCGCGAUUGCUGGAGGCACAUGCCCCAGCGGAGACCCAACUUCGAGGAGAUAGUAGUCAGGAUACAAGGCUGGAUAACAACGGGCGGCUGCCCCGAAACAGCCGCAUCCGAGUCCGGCAGCAGCGAGUGCGGCCACCGCGGCUCCGCUCGCGAGCUCCAGGAGCGCGCCCCCCUCCUCCCGCCCCACUCCGCCUCUAACGGCUCCCUCCCAACAGGGAGCCUCAAAAAGAUAAGUGUAGCCGGCUCUAGCUCGCGAGUCGACGAAACCUGUUCCACUUGCAGCGAGGGCCCCCCGCUGGCCCCCAAGAAGAAACACAGCUCCGGAUCUCUCAUAGAUGACCGCGGGACGAAGGAUACCGUCGUCAGGAUACAGAAUACUCAGUACGGUAAUGAGAUAUAGUUC
Molecule: messenger RNA, 3138 nt
Organism: Cydia amplana
Lineage: Eukaryota; Metazoa; Arthropoda; Insecta; Lepidoptera; Tortricidae
Gene: Ror
Product: tyrosine-protein kinase transmembrane receptor Ror
Exons: 4
Coding region: 217-3135 (972 amino acids)
Biological process (GO): cell surface receptor protein tyrosine kinase signaling pathway; multicellular organism development; protein phosphorylation
Cellular component (GO): signaling receptor complex; plasma membrane
Molecular function (GO): Wnt-protein binding; transmembrane receptor protein tyrosine kinase activity; ATP binding
Source: RefSeq, a predicted model, not a curated record